Molecule: messenger RNA, 1746 nt
Organism: Penicillium griseofulvum
Lineage: Eukaryota; Fungi; Ascomycota; Eurotiomycetes; Eurotiales; Aspergillaceae
Exons: 2
Coding region: 1-1746 (581 amino acids)
Source: RefSeq, a predicted model, not a curated record
AUGGUCACAGGUAUUGAGGCCACUGGUGUGUCUUUAGCCAUUCUUCCCUUGGUAGUGAACCAGCUUGAUAAUUAUGUACGAGGACUGGAAAAGAUCAAAAAAUUUCGAAAAUAUAAGUGGCAGCUAGAGGAUUACUCUACUGGACUCAGUGCCCAGUACGCCAUAUUGCUGAACACCUUAGAGCUGUCUCUCGAGGGUGUCGUUGAUGACCACGACCAAAGAUCUGAGCUGAUCAGGAACCCGAGGGGUCCGGGGUGGAAAGACGCAGAUUUUCAACGCCGAUUGAUUGAAAAGCUCGAUCGUGACUACGUUGCUUUUACUGGUAUAGUGAAAGGACUAUGUCGUCUCCUAGAGGAUUUGUCCGACAAACUUGGACUCAAGACAACGGAUUAUUCAACUGCUGCAUCGACAAUUUCUUUGAAGGCCCUCAAAUUUCGCAAGAUAUUCACCACGGCGAUUUACGAAGAUAUUCUGGAUAAAAUUGACAAGACAAAUCAAAUCCUGAAGACUCUCUUUGAGCAAUCCCAACACCGGGAACAAUCUCGACAGGGCCCUACCAGACGGAAGAUCAAUCUCAAUCAACAUCGAGACAAGCGAAGACAUGCGAGUUCCAUUUAUAGAAUCAUGAUAAAAGAGGGACAGUGCUGGAAUUGUUCAUGUCAGGAUGGACACUCUAUUUGCCUUCAGCUUGACAAAACCCCUCUCCAUGGGGCAAAGGAUAACUACCAUAUCUCUAUGGACACGACUUUCCGCAUGAUUCUAUCGUCCUCCAAGAAUAAAUUAGCAUCUAAUAUUCGGAGUCGAUGGCAUGAGGUUAAAGUAGAGGCCGACAAAAGUGUCGAAUCUCCCCAUGUUACCAUAAACCCUCACCCUUCAGCCUGGACACCAAAGGUUCGUUUUGCUGAUAUGAAGACAAAAUGCGAGGAAGACAUUCACAAACCACCUCGCCCACGGGGUACUCCCGUUUCCUCUCUUUGCUCAGCCUUUCAUGAAGUUGAUAUGGCAGACCCGCACACCAACUCUGAUUCCAUUGGAUAUAUUAUCGGUGAACAGACCGCCACAGAUACUCGAUACUAUAUGAGUGUAAUCCACAGCAUCCGCGAUGAAAUACACCUUCGUUCCUUGCAAGAUACCCUCCUUGGCUCCCCAUCGUUACCAGGUUCCCCAAUUCAAAGCUCCAAUGAAUUGAGUCGGCGCGACAGGCUUUAUCUUGCUACUCUUCUCGCUUGUAACGUUCUACAGCUUCAUGGGACGUGGCUCCAGAAUAAAUGGAGAACGCAGGACAUUCUAUUUAUUCAAUAUCCUGGAUCCAAUAAUCCCCUGUUUGAACACCCAUACCUUUUACAGAGAGUCUUCGGCGCACCUCAGACACACCUCAAUGGGUCGACCUCGGAAGUAUACGAAGGAUCAAGUCGCCGUCAGAUCUCAAACAAUAUUCUCUUUCCGCUCGCACUGGCGUUGAUUGAGUUAUCACUGGGAAGGGCUAUAUGCACACUCCAUGGGCCUGAGGAUCAGGACUCCUCUGAGGAAGUCUUUUACUUCAACACCGCAACGAGACUUCUUCAAUCAGUAUACCGGGAGAGUGGAACAAAUUAUGGAGAUGUUGUUAAUGCUUGCUUGUACUGGUCUCGAAGCAAAGGCGACGGUUUUGAGGAUCCUCACUUUGACGAAUCUGUGUUUGACACGAUUAUCUCUCCUCUACUGAAAGACUUUGAUUAUUUUGAGGGUCUCUCCUCUAGGGCAUAG